UUCUCAACAAACAACACAAGUAAACAAUUAGUCCAACAUAGACAACAACCUCAAAUUACACACACUUGUCCACUUCACAAUUUCAUCAUCAUCGAAUACGCAAAAAGGUUAAAGCAAAGCAAACCAAAGAGAACAAGAUAUCUCACAUUUCAUCUUUCAUUCAUUCAUCAAAUGCUCAAACUCUUCACUCUUUCCUUCUUCACAGGGUAGUUUGUGACAUACUGUUCUUCACACUUUGGUUGCUGUUAGAGUAUGAUCUCAUUUUUCACUAGGAACUGAGGUCAAUUUACUGGAAGAUCGUUAUCUUGAAAAAAGAUGGCAGCUGAGUUAGUCAAUGCUGCAACAAGCGAGAAAUUGGCCGAAACUGAUUGGGCAAAAAAUAUUGAAAUAUGUGAGUUGGUUGCACGUGAUAAAAGGCAAGCUAGAGAUGUUGUUAAAGCUAUCAAGAAGAGACUCGGUAGCAAACACCCUGACGCCCAACUUUAUGCUGUCACGUUGCUGGAGAUGUUGAUGAACAAUACUGGAGAGCAUAUUCAUGAGCAGGUGAUUGAUAUCGGAAUUAUUCCCAUUCUUGUGAAAAUUGUGAAGAAAAAGUCUGAUUUGCCUGUGAGGGAGAGGAUAUUUCUUCUACUAGAUGCCACACAAUCAUCCCUUGGUGGCGCUUCUGGAAAAUUUCCUCAAUAUUAUAACGCAUAUUAUGAUUUGGUGAAUGCUGGAGUGCAAUUUCCUCAAAGUGCUCAAGCGGUCCAAUCAAAUCACGCUAGUUCACAACCUAGUAGGGCCGGUAGUGUACCAAACAGGGAGCAGGCCUCACCUAGACAAGAAGUGGUUGUACCACAAGCAGAGACAGUCCCUGAAUCUAGCAUCAUUCAAAAGGCUGGUAACGCAUUGGAAGUUUUAAAAGAAGUCCUUGAUGCUGUUGAUGCUCAACAUCCUCAGGGAGCAAGUGAUGAGUUUACCCUUGACCUUGUAGAACAAUGUUCAUUUCAGAAGCAAAGGGUAAUGCAUCUUGUGAUGGCUUCUCGAGAUGAGAGGAUAGUUUCUCGAGCAAUUGAAUUAAACGAACAGCUUCAGAAAGUUCUUGCAAGACAUGAUGACCUUGUUUCUGGAAGAGCUACAAAACCUGCUAAUGAACAUGUUCCAAAAGUUCAACCAAGACGCGAUGACGUUGUAUCUAGCAGAGCCACAACAACUGCUAAUGAACAGUUUCCGAAAGUUCUACCAAGACGAGAUGACAUUGUAACUAGCAGAACCACAACAACUGCUAAUGAACAGUUUCCAAAAGUUCCUCCAAGACGCAAUGAUGUUGUAUCUGGCAGAGCUACAACAACUGUUAUUACUCGCUUUGACCACGAUGAAUCAGAGGAGGAAGAGGAGCCUGAACAGUUAGUACGAAGAUUACGCAAAGGAAAGGCUUGUGCCAGGCCUGAAGACGAAGAUCUUGAAACCAACAUCUCUCGCAUGCGUUUGAAUGGGGAGAGACUCAAUCGUCCUUUAAUACGGCCACUGUCCUCAGAGCCAUCUCGAGAGGCUCACAGUCCUGUUCCUCCACCAGCUGUGAUCCCACCUCCACGUCCAAAACAGAAUGGUGAGCUUCCUCCUGUGGCAAUUCCACCGCCACCUGCAAAACACAUGGAGAGGGAGAGAUUUUUUCAGGAAAACAAGGAUGCUUCUAAUAUGUCUGGUCACAGGAGAGGCCUCUCUUUACAUAGUCGCAAUGGCAGCAGCUCUCACAGUCACACUGGAAGCUUUGAUUUUAGCGACUGAUAUCUUUAACAACAAAACCUCUUUUGAUUUUUAUCUUAAUUUGGAGUUGGUAUUUUAAAGUUGUGAGAAGUUUGUGGUUUCUGAUCUAGUCUUGUUGCCUGUUAUUUGGAGAGGGUGAAAAGAAGGAAGAACGUGUCUUCAGUUCAAGAAAUACCUGUAAUUAUAAAGUUUUCUAGAUCAUAUGAUGUGGCCUGAUGUUUUAAAGUUUCAGGUACUAUUGUGAUAAAUGAUAUAUGUAUUCUCCCUAAUGUAAUAGUUUUGGUAAAUAAAGUGAAUUCAUGAUACAUUCAAACUGUCAA
Medicago truncatula (barrel medic) is the source of this 2066-nucleotide messenger RNA. RefSeq names its product TOM1-like protein 5. The transcript is spliced from 11 exons. The record is from RefSeq and is a predicted model, not a curated record. The coding region runs from base 316 to 1767 and encodes 483 amino acids. NCBI's taxonomy places the organism in Eukaryota, Viridiplantae, Streptophyta, Magnoliopsida, Fabales, Fabaceae. Gene Ontology annotation, biological process: protein transport to vacuole involved in ubiquitin-dependent protein catabolic process via the multivesicular body sorting pathway. Gene Ontology annotation, molecular function: ubiquitin binding; phosphatidylinositol binding.